Molecule: messenger RNA, 871 nt
Organism: Aspergillus nomiae NRRL 13137
Lineage: Eukaryota; Fungi; Ascomycota; Eurotiomycetes; Eurotiales; Aspergillaceae
Product: ADP-ribosylation factor family protein
Exons: 2
Biological process (GO): protein localization to organelle; Golgi to plasma membrane protein transport; intracellular protein transport
Cellular component (GO): Golgi apparatus
Molecular function (GO): GTP binding; GTPase activity
Source: RefSeq, a predicted model, not a curated record
AGAAAGAAAGUGAGAAGUGAAGGGCUAGGGAAUCAGAGGCAAGUUGCGCUGCCAUGAUUCCGUUAUUCCGACUCUCGUUACGCCCGUUCUGAUCCCAGGAGUUGGCUCCGGCCUCCGCCGACUCGCAACGAUGUACCAUCUAGCUAAGUCGUUGUAUAUGUACGCUACGAGCAAAGAGGAAUAUUCUGUCCUCCUUCUCGGGCUAGACAACGCUGGCAAAACUACGCUCCUCUCGCAGAUCAAGGCGCUCUACCAACCCCGUCCCGAUGGCGCCCCUGCUCCGAACCCCGGCAAGACCGUGCCUACAGUCGGCCAAAAUGUCGCAACCAUCAACCUCCCGGAAAUGUACCUGAAGAUCUGGGAUGUUGGGGGUCAACUAACGAUGAGAAAUUUAUGGCAAAGCUACUACUCAAGCUGUCAUGCGAUCAUCUUCGUCGUCGACAGCACCGACGUCGGUCAGGACCCAGAUAUCGCCCGUCUCCCUUCGAAUCGCCGAUCCAGUACUGCAUCGGGGAGUAACGCCGACGCGUUCACAGAACAGACGGUUGGCAUUAAUGCGCCAGGGAGCGACUUUGGUCGGCUCGACGAGUGUAGCGAAGUGCUAGAAUCAGUGUUAAAGAACUCGGAUGUUGCGGGUGUACCGAUUCUGGUCCUAGCAAAUAAACAAGAUCGAGAAGACUCGGUAGAAGUUGUUCGCAUCAAGGAGGGAUUUGUGCGCAAGGUCUUCGAGGGAGAAUCUGGAGGCGCCAUGCGCGACAGUCGCGUCUUACCCGUCAGUGCGCUCCUGGGCUCAGGAGUCCAGGAAGCUGUGGAGUGGGUUCAAACCCGAGUCAAAUGGAAUAAAGAGGGCAGGCCUCCGGUGAUGAGGUGA